AUGACAGAGGUUGAAGCUCACAAGAAGAAGGUCAAGCUGAUGGCAGAAGGUAGCGAAGAGGUCAGUGGUCUCGUCAUGCCUCCGGUAGGCUUCAACGAAGAGGAUUUAGUCGCAUACCUGGCCAGCCAUAACAUCGACACGGAGAGUUUCGGGACAGGCUGUGCGAAGUCAUUGAAGGAGCUUUCCCGUGAGCUGACUUCUGGCCAGUCUUCGUUGCUGAUCGAUUCUUCGGGAAAGGUUGUCAGGGUUGUCGACCAGGUCCACUUGGUUGUUGUGAGCCCGUCUGACAAGGUCCUUGUGCAGGUUGCAUACGUCACACCAGAUGGCGCCAAGCACUCACUGAAUCGCCUCCCUGGCACAAAGGGUCGGCCAGAUGAGAGCCAAUUUGUGACGGCGCGGCACCUCCUCCAGAAGCAGAUACACAUCGAUCCCAAUCAAGUCCGGCUGGACCUGGGCAAGGCCGUCAUUUGGGAGGA
Molecule: messenger RNA, 476 nt
Organism: Symbiodinium necroappetens
Lineage: Eukaryota; Dinophyceae; Suessiales; Symbiodiniaceae
Source: the annotation of a GenBank genome assembly